AUGCAGACUGCUUCUACAAACAUUUGUGAAAGAAUGGGUCACCCUCAGGAGCUCAGUAAAUUCAAACAUGAUACCAUGAUAGGUUGCCACCUGUGCAAUAAGUCCAUCACUGAAAUUUCCUUGCUACUAAAUAUUCCACAGUCAACUUUUAGUGAUAUUAUAACAAAGUGGAAGCAACCGGGAACAACAGCAACUCAGCCACGAUGAGCGGGGCCAGCGCAUGCUGAAGUGCACAGUGCGCAGAAGUCAUCAACCGUCUGCAGAAUCUAUAGCUAAAGACCUCCAAACUUCAUGUGGCCUUCAGAUUAGGACAACAACAGUGCAUAGAGAGCUUCAUGGAAUGGGUUUCCAUGGCUGA
Messenger RNA from Staurois parvus, 358 nucleotides. Lineage: Eukaryota; Metazoa; Chordata; Amphibia; Anura; Ranidae. The record is from the annotation of a GenBank genome assembly.